AGCGGCCGCAGCAGUGACGACUGUGGCGGAGAAGGCCCGGAGGGGCUCUGCGUUCUGGAGUGGCGCUGCUUGAGCCGGUAGCUGAGUGAGGGCAACUGGUGUCGUAAUUGAGGAGAGCUGCGAGUGUGUUCGGCAUAUCCCGGUCGGGAUCCCAGCCACGAUGAGUGCUGCCCGGGAGUCUCACCCACACGGGGUGAAGCGUUCAGCCUCCCCCGACGACGAUCUUGGAUCUAGCAAUUGGGAAGCAGCGGACUUGGGCAAUGAAGAGAGAAAACAAAAGUUCUUGAGACUUAUGGGUGCAGGAAAGAAAGAACACACUGGUCGUCUUGUUAUAGGAGAUCACAAAUCAACAUCUCACUUCCGAACAGGGGAAGAAGACAAGAAAAUUAAUGAAGAACUGGAGUCUCAGUACCAGCAGAGCAUGGACAGUAAACUCUCAGGCCGGUACCGACGGCACUGUGGACUUGGCUUCAGCGAGGUAGAAGAUCAUGAUGGGGAAGGUGAUGUGGCUGGAGAUGACGAUGACGACGACUCACCUGAUGCUGAGAGUCCAGAUGACUCGGACAGUGAUUCUGAGUCUGAGAAGGAGGAGUCUGCAGAAGAACUCCACGCUGCUGAGCAUCCUGAUGAUGCAGAAGACCCGAAGAGCAAAAAAGAUGCGAAGAGCAAUUAUAAGAUGAUGUUUGUCAAGUCCAGCGGCUCAUAACUAUUAAACAUUUAGUCUUUGUAUUAAAAGUAAGCCUUAUUGUUAUAAUGCACAGUGGAGGACUGCUUAUAGAGCACAGACCUUUGUAUUAUAAUUUUUAAAAAGGCCCUUUUAAAUAACUACAAAGAGUGUUUGCUUUCAAAUGCCAUGGGUUACACUUUUCCAGGCAUGACUAUAACCAUUUUUGUAAAGAGUCAGAGUUGUAUAAAAUGAGAAAUAAAUACUGUACUCAGCUUCCUUCCGUAUUAGCAUCGUCAACCCUCUCACCACCUUCUCACCCCUGCAGGUGCAUUAUGGGGGACACUUACUUUGUUUGUGGUGGCUCUUUCAUCUUUGUGUUUGAGGUUUGUUCCUAUUUUUCUCUUUUGUAAUUCAUGUGAUACUGUGACGUGUUCAUGAGAAGUGUUCCCUUGAUUACUCUUUGUUAAAGUAGACCUGUCCAUCAUGGAUAUUCUUGCCGCCGGCCACACUACCACGCUGCAGUCCAUUGUUGACAGGCCUUGCUUGUUAAGUCUCCACUCUCAGACCAGAGCAGCACAGGAGCCAGCACAGGACACUGGUGGGUGGAGGUGCAGCCGUCAUAUCAUUCAGAAGGUGACAAACCCAAAAUGUCUUUAUAUGAUUUGAUUUCAGUGUGUGGUAAAGUUUUGAUAAAGUCUGGCCAGUUUUUACAGAAGAAAUUAUUUCUCUGCUCCUUUAGUCCUGUGUAUUUAGAAAUAUGUAAAACUGGAUUUUUUUUUUUAAGGUACUGUGUGACCAAAGUUCAUUUUUUUUUUCUCCUAAGGUCUAAAUAAAGAGAAAGCAGUUUCCCAUA
This is a messenger RNA of Chionomys nivalis (European snow vole), 1520 nucleotides long. It is a transcript of the gene C8H11orf58, whose product is annotated as chromosome 8 C11orf58 homolog. The transcript is spliced from 5 exons. Lineage: Eukaryota; Metazoa; Chordata; Mammalia; Rodentia; Cricetidae. The coding region runs from base 161 to 706 and encodes 181 amino acids. The record is from RefSeq and is a predicted model, not a curated record.